AUGCGGUCUUUCAUCAACCUAUUGUACCUGGCACUGCUCGCCUCGGUCGUCUCGGCAGCACCAGCACAAAACGAGGAGCGAUCCAUCCAGAAGAGGUCCUUCAAGGUUGAACGGGUACGGAAUGUGAACUUUCAGGGACACAAUGGCCCCAGGGAGUUGAUGAAGGCGUAUGCCAAGUACAGCAUGCCGGUUCCUCAACAGCUCCGCGAUGCCAUCGCAGCUCAAGCCAAGACCCAAGCGGAGCCUCUUGUCCAGUCUAAGAAGGCCAAGGGAGCGAAACACAAAGCUGCCGGCAAAAGCAACAACGGCACCGCUCAGGGUUCUGGUUCUUCAACCGGUACGGUCACGGCAAAGCCCGAGGCCGGUGAUGUCGAGUACCUGUCUCCCGUCAACAUCGGUGGACAGACGCUGAACCUGGAUUUCGACACUGGAUCUUCGGAUCUCUGGGUCUUCAGCACCAAGCUUACCGAUAAGAAAUCCCAGGCCGGCCACGUCAACUAUGACCCGUCAAAGUCGAAGACCUUCAAGCAGACUGAGGGAUCCACGUUCAACAUCAGUUAUGGUGAUGGAUCCGGAGCGGCUGGUAUCGUCGGCACUGAGACUGUCGAGAUUGGCGGCGUCACCGUCACUGAACAGGCGGUCGAGUUGGCCACACAGGUUUCGGGAUCUUUCGUCAAGGACACAGCCAACAACGGACUUUGCGGCCUCGCGUUCUCCGUGCUCAACACGGUCAGGCCGGUUCCCCAAAAGACCUUCUUCGACAACGUCAUGUCCAGCCUGGCUGAGCCUUUGUUCACUGCUGAUCUGCGCAAAAAUGCCACCGGCGCCUACGAGUUUGGCAAAAUUGACACCACCAAGUUCACCGGUGAGAUGAAGUUCAUCCCCGUCAACACCACCCGCGGCUUCUGGCAGUUCUCGAGCGAUAAGUUCCAGGUUGGUGACGGAGCAGUCCAGCAGGGCACCAAGAAUGGCCAGGCCAUUGCCGACACCGGCACCACCCUCAUUCUCGCCAACUCUGCCACCAUCAACGGUUACUACAGCAAGGUCUCCGGAGCCGCCAACGAUGCAUCGGUCGGUGGCAUCACCGUCCCUUGCGAUGCUAAGAUGCCCGACUUGAAGCUUGACAUUGGUGGUGUCAUGGCCAAGGUUAAGGGCGAGGACCUUAUCUUUGCUCAGGUCCAGGGUAACACUUGCUACGGUGGAUUGCAGGCAACCACAUCAAGUCUUCAAAUCUAUGGCGACAUUUUCUUCAAGUCGCAGUUUGUCGUCUUCAAUGGUGGCAACAAAACUCUAGGUAUCGCCGACCACGCGUAGAUAAAGGGGGCAUGUUCAUUUGGAUGAAAAGAGGGGUCACAUUAUGUAUGAACCAUGUUUCGCAUGAAUUUUACCGUUGCCUGCAUAAGUCGAGUUUACUAUUUUCUUGGUGGUUUUUGUUCACUUUUUUUUUUUUUUGUCAUGAUUUCCAGCCAUACAUAUCCCGAAAAGUGGCCUC
Pyricularia grisea is the source of this 1492-nucleotide messenger RNA. RefSeq lists its product as uncharacterized. Gene Ontology annotation, molecular function: aspartic-type endopeptidase activity. The transcript is spliced from 2 exons. Gene Ontology annotation, biological process: proteolysis. The coding region runs from base 1 to 1314 and encodes 437 amino acids. NCBI's taxonomy places the organism in Eukaryota, Fungi, Ascomycota, Sordariomycetes, Magnaporthales, Pyriculariaceae. The record is from RefSeq and is a predicted model, not a curated record.